GACCGCGAGGUCUCACCCCGAGCCCGAUCGGAAGAGCAGGAGAGCGACUUCUCCUCCGUGGCCUCGCUGAGCCGGCAGUGCACGGAGUUCAGCGAUGUGGUGGCGCAGGACCUCAUGUCGCGGCAGCUCACCGACUUUGCCACGAGGCAGGGGGACUUCUGGCUCCGCAAGUGCACGGAGCCGGUGCCUUUCCGGGGCGGGCGACACCUUGAGCAAGGAGACUUCCUGCGCCAGAGCUCUUGCCCGCCGAUCGGCCUGAAGAAGGAGAACGGAGAGUUCGCGACGAUCCAAGAGGCCAUAGUGCAGGAGGAGCCAGAGGAUGUGGCGGCGGAGGAGGAGGACGACCUCAUCUCGCGGGCCAUCUGUGCGGCCGUGGGGGACUGCCCAUUUUCGGUGGCCGCAGCGGAUCCUACAGGCUUGGACUCCGAGCUGAUCGCUGUGUCGGAGGGCUUUGUGGAGCUCAGCGGUUUCGACCGGGAGGAAGCCGUGGGCGCCAACUGCCGGUUCCUGGGGGAGGGCUGCCCCGCGAGCCCCGUGGAGCUGCGGGAGGCCUGCGACAGCGGCGCGCCUUUCACGUCAAUCCUGGUGAACAAGCGCAAGAACGGCGAGUUUUUCUUGAAUCUUCUGACUCUCCGGGGCCUGGUCUUGGCGAGAAAUCCCCAGUCCGGCGAGGAGCUGUGGAUCCUGAUGUCAGUUCAGCAGGACGUCACCGGCAUAGCCGCAGACGCACUGCCGAGCAACGACGCGCUCAUGCAGAAGGUGGCUCAGCGGGUUGGCCGACGGCUGCUGAAGUAUGCCACAGAGAUCGGCAUCGCGCGGCUGGUCCUGUCGGGCAAAUGCGGAGGCGUGAUAGAUCGCCACGAGGCCGGGGCCGAGUUGCAGCCUGCCCAAGCUCUGGAGGGCCUGUGCCGCUGUGCCCCACCCACAGAAUCGGGGCCUUCUAUGGAUUUGAUCGCCAGACGGCACGGUGUUGCGCCUCCUCUCGCGGCAAUGAUCUCCGAGCAGAAGAGCCGGUGGUACACCUCCCGGAUCUCCGAGAGCAGCUGGCGGGAGGCGAUAGCACUCUUGGCGGAACUGGAGGAGGAGCAGUUGGAAGCUAACACCAUCACCUACAAUGCGGCGAUGAGGAGCUGCGGCUGGCCGAGGGCCUUGCGGGUCCUGCGGGCGAUGCAGGCGAAGGACGUGGCCGCCAGUGUGGUCACCCACAACAGCGCCGCAGGGCCUCGUUGGGCCUUCGCCCAGAGUCUGCUCGCCCGGCUCCCCGAAAAAAGGUUGGAGCCGAGCCUCGUGUCCUCCCACACGCUGCUCCGCGGCUUCGCGACGUCCCGGCGCUGGGAACCCGCGCUGGCAGAGCUGGCGGCGCUGAGCGCGCGGGGCUGCCGCAGGGAGGUGCAGACCUUCAACUCCGUGGCCAGCUGCUGCGGCGCCGUGUGGACGGCGGCCUUCCGGGCGCUCCGCGCGCUGCGGGCGGCGGGGCUGGAGCCCGACGGCUUCGCCAGCGCGGGGAUCAGCGCGGCGGGGCUGUCCGCUUGGCGGCAGGGCGUGGGGCUCCUGCGGCGCUUGGCCUUGGGGGGCCUGGAGCCCAACGUCUACUGCCUGGGGGCGGCGGUAGCGGCCGUCGCGGCGGGGGCGAGUUGGCGGAGGGCCUGGGAGAUGCUGAAGGAGCCCAACCUGGUGAUGUACAACGCCGCAGUGGCUGCCGCCAGGUGGCCACAGGCGCUCUGGCUGCUGGCGGACGCUUCGGCGCGGUUCUCGCUGCGCGCGGACGUGGUCACCUUCAACUCGGCUGCCGCUGCGGGUGCGAAGGCGGAGUCCUGGCGCAGCGCGCUGCGGAUCUUGGAGGACCUGGCACGGCAGCGCCUGCAGAAGAACGCGGCCACGUGCGGCAUCGAGGUGGCCUGCCUGGGCGUGGCCUCCGCCUGGCGCCGGGGCCUCGUCCUGGCCGCGAAAGCCGACGCUGCGGCCUGCGGGGCGUUGGGCGCCGCCUUGGCGCGGCGGGAGCUGUGGGCUGCCGCGGUGGGGCUGCUGGCCUUGGCCCGCGCCCAGCGCAUCCAGGCCAACUCCUUGGUCUUUCUGGGGGCCAUCGCCUCCUGCGAGAACUCGGGCCGCUGGGCGCGGGCGCUGCGGCUGCUGAGCGCCGCCCCGCGCGACCACGAGGCGGGCCGCGGCCCGGUGAACGCGGCGAUCAGCAGCUGCGAGAAGGCGGCGCAGUGGCCGUGGGCGCUUUGCGCGCUGGGGGCGCAUGGCUGGGAGGUGGUGGGCUGCAACUCGGCCUUGGCGGCCUGUGAGAAGGCGGCCUGGCGCCUGGCGCUGCGUCUGCUGGCUAAGAUGCAGGCGGCCAAGGUCUCGGGGAAUCUGACCACCUACAAUGCGGCCAUCACGGUUUGCGGGCACCACCGGCUCUGGUUGCAGGCAGUGGCGCUGCUGCCGCAACUUCCGGCGCCCGACGUCAUGAGCUACUUUCAGCUGACGCGCUGCACGGAGGGCGGGGGCGGUUUUCGCCAGGCCGCAGGGUGGCUGGAGGCGGCGGAGCAGCGGGCUGCGGAGGGACUGCGGGGAGCUGAUGGCACCGGACGGGCUUCUCCAAUUUGAGCGCAAAUCGAAGGUGGGUGGCUUGUCCAUUGAAGAAGCCGGUCCGUCCGAACUGUUUUGGAACUGUUUUGUUUGUCUUUUGUGACGUGCAGCGUCAAGAGCGGUUUGGGCUGCCCAUCUGUCCUGCGGGAAGAUGGGCGGCGCAACUGGCGUUUUGCGAGCGCGCGAGGGACAAAA
Molecule: messenger RNA, 2769 nt
Organism: Effrenium voratum
Lineage: Eukaryota; Dinophyceae; Suessiales; Symbiodiniaceae
Source: the annotation of a GenBank genome assembly